GUCCGAUCUGCUGCUUUCUCGCCAGACGGCACCAUCAUCGGUUCUGCAUCCUACGACGGCACCGUUCGGCUUUGGAGCGUGACGGGCAAGUGUCUGAAGAUUUUGGAAGGGCACGAUGGCGCUGUGAUCUCGGUGGCCUUCAUUGAGGGGUGA
This is a messenger RNA of Symbiodinium sp. CCMP2456, 153 nucleotides long. Lineage: Eukaryota; Dinophyceae; Suessiales; Symbiodiniaceae. The record is from the annotation of a GenBank genome assembly.